UUUGGGUCUAAUCUGCAGUGUUCAUUUAGCUUUGGGUUUUUUGUGCUGACUUGCUGCAAAUGGGAUCCCUGAUUAAAGUUUUUCUCCUGUGCUGUGCCACCCUGGAAAUCUAUGGAACAGACCAAAAGCCGCUGGUGACUACAAAGUAUGGGCAGCUACUUGGAAAAACAGUGGGUGUAAAGGGAACAGACAGAUCAGUUCAUGCUUUUAUGGGCGUCCCCUUUGCAAAGCCACCUACUGGACCACUAAGAUAUGCUGAUCCACAGCCCCCGGAGCCAUGGAGCUCUGUCAGGGAAGCCACGGCACCUCCAUCCAUGUGUAUACAAGACAGAGCGAUAAUAGAAAAUAUGGCGAAAAUGAUCAAGGCAAAUUUUGUGCUGCCCCCAGUCUCAGAGGAUUGCCUGUACCUAAAUGUCUUCACUCCAGCAGACAGGGAGGAGAAUGCCAAGCUACCUGUCAUGGUGUUCAUUCAUGGAGGAGGACUGGUUUUAGGAUGUGCAUCCCUUUAUGACGGCUCUGCUUUAUGUGCUUAUGAAGAUGUUGUAAUGGUGUCAAUGCAAUACAGACUCGGACUUUUAGGAUUUCUGAGUACUAGUGAUAAGGAAGCACAAGGAAAUUUGGGAUUCAUGGAUCAAGUUGCAGCUCUUCAGUGGGUUCAGGACAACAUUAAAGCGUUCGGAGGUGACCCACAGUCCGUCACCAUUUUUGGGGAAUCCGCAGGUGGACUAAGUGUUUCUGCCCACAUAUUAUCUCCCCUAUCAAAGAAUCUGUUCCACAGAGCCAUAGCUGAGAGCGGGGUUGCAGUAUUUCCUAAUCUGAUGGUCCAUAAAACUGAAGAUAUGCAUUCUGUUCUAGAUCUGAUUUCCAGUAAAUCUGGAUGUGAUUUACCACUUAAACUAAACUGUCUGAAAAAUAAAACAGAAGAUGAGAUUUUGGCAAUUAUUGUAUCCAUGGGAUUCAUAAUCUUACCUGCCUGUGUAGAUGGCAUGUUCCUUCCCAAGCCUGCAGAAGAAAUCUUAGCUGCAAAGGAAAGCAAUCCGGUCCCCUUUAUGAUUGGCGUUAAUAACCAUGAGUUUAGUUGGGUGAUUCCUAUGUCCCUCAAUAUCAGUGGCUUCAUGAAUGGAAUGAAUAAGAGAGACAUUCAGUCACUACUACAGUCUUCUCCUUUAUUGCGUAUAGAUUCCAAUGCCAUUCCUGCCAUAAUGGAAGAGUACUUUGGGGACACAAGUGAUCCGAUAGAAGUCAGGGACAAUUUUCUGGAACUGGGAGGAGACAUGCUAUUUCUUAUACCUGCCCUCAAGACUGCUAACUAUCACCGAGAUUCAGGGCUUCCUGUUUACUUCUAUGAAUUUCAACACCGCCCUUCAUUGUAUGGUGACUCAAAAGGUGAUUUUGUUAAAGCCGAUCAUGGUGAUGAAAUUUACUUUGUCUUUGGUGGGCCGUUCCUGAGUGGUGAUGUAACAUUCCAAGGUGAUGGAACAGAUGAAGAAGAAGCCCUUAGUAAGAAAAUCAUGAAAUACUGGGCUAACUUCGCUAGAAAUGGUAAUCCUAAUGGAUCUGGAUUGACAGAAUGGCUAAAGUAUGAUGAAAAUGAACAUUAUCUAGAACUGAACCUGACACAGAAAUCCUCUCAAAGACUAAAGGAAGGGAGAUUUAAGUUCUGGAACACCCAUCCUGAGAAAAGGAAUGUGAUGGAAAAAAGUGAAGAGCGCGCAGAGCUGUAAACUUUUUGUAUAACUUGCUUACAUUUACAUUUAUCCUGUAAAUUCACACUAUUUUGUCAUCUUUGACUUCAAAUUGCAAGAUUUAGUGAAUAAAUAAAAAGAAAUGUGUAUAAAAUAAACACAAUAUAAACUUGGAACCUA
Molecule: messenger RNA, 1865 nt
Organism: Xenopus tropicalis (tropical clawed frog)
Lineage: Eukaryota; Metazoa; Chordata; Amphibia; Anura; Pipidae
Gene: ces2.7
Product: carboxylesterase 2 gene 7
Exons: 13
Coding region: 60-1724 (554 amino acids)
Molecular function (GO): carboxylesterase activity
Source: RefSeq, a predicted model, not a curated record